UGUCCCCUGCAGCUGAGCGGCUGCGCUAUAUCCUGGGAGAGGAGGAUGACAUGCCCACCCCCACACUGUUCACUGAGAUGGACACGCUGCAGCAGGACGGGGAUGAGCUGGAGUGGAAAGAGUCUGCUAGGUGGGUGAAGUUUGAAGAGAAGGUGGAGGAGGGAGGAGAGAGGUGGAGCAAGCCCCAUGUGUCCACCCUGUCCCUGCACAGUCUGUUUGAGCUGAGGACCUGUAUACAGACCGGCACUGUGCUGCUUGAUCUGGAGGGAUACUCACUUCCACAGAUAGUUGAUGAAAUCAUUGAGCAGCAGGUAGACGAGGGCAUGCUAUCUCCUGACCUGAGAGAGAAGAUCAGCUUUGUCCUCCUGAGGAAGCACAGGCACCAGACCAAAAAGCCCAUCCACCGCUCUCUGGCUGACAUGGGCAAGGCCAGCGCUGUCUUCUUUACUUGUAUUCCCUCCUCAGCCCGUAGUCCAGGUGCAGCAGCCGCAUUCAACCGCUCCACAGAAGACCUCCGCAUGAAAUCACAGCCAGGAGGCUAUGGUCGUCUGCGUCAUGCCCAAAGUAGGAGCAUGAAUGACAUUUCAGACACUCCGAGCACAGACCAGCUAAGGAAUAAGUUCAUGAAAAAGAUCCCUAGAGAUGCUGAGGCAUCUAAUGUUCUGGUGGGUGAAGUGGACUUCCUGGAUAAGCCCUUUGUAGCCUUUGUCCGCCUGGCCCAGGCCACCACUCUGGGAGGACUGACAGAGGUUCCUGUGCCCACCAGAUUCCUAUUUAUUCUGUUGGGGCCAACAGGAAAAGCCAAGUCCUAUAAUCAGAUCGGUCGAGCCAUAGCUACCCUAAUGGUGGAUGACCUGUUCAGUGAUGUGGCGUACAAGGCUAGAGAUCGAGAGGAUCUGAUUGCAGGUAUAGAUGAGUUCCUGGAUGAGGUGAUCGUGCUGCCGCCCGGAGAGUGGGACCCCAAAAUACGUAUCGAGCCUCCUAAAAAAGUGACCUCGGCUGACAAGAGGAAGUCAGUGUUCUCUCUGAAUGAGCUGGGUCAGCCGAAUGGUGCGGCCGGAGGAGGUGGAGGCCUCGCUGAGGAUGAGGAGAUGCCAGUGGCUCACGAACUGGGAGAGGAGCUGGCACACACUGGGAGGUUCUGUGGAGGUCUGUUUCUUGACAUCAAGAGAAAAAUACCCUGGUUGCUUAGUGACUUCUAUGAAGGCUUUCACAUCCAGUCUAUCUCUGCUGUGCUGUUCAUCUACCUGGGCUGCAUCACCAACGCCAUCACCUUCGGAGGCCUGCUGGGAGACGCCACAGACAACUACCAGGGUGUGAUGGAGAGUUUCCUGGGCACAGCGUUGUCAGGAACAGUAUUCUGUCUGUUUAGUGGUCAGCCCCUCAUCAUCCUCAGCUCUACUGGACCUAUCCUCAUCUUUGAGAAACUGCUCUUCGAAUUCAGCAAGAACAAUGGUAUAGACUACAUGGAGCUGCGUCUGUGGAUCGGGAUCCACUCCUGUUUGCAGUGCUUCCUCCUGGUUGCCACGGACGCCAGCUACAUCAUUAAGUACAUGACCCGUUUCACAGAGGAGGGCUUCUCCAGCCUCAUCUCCUUCAUCUUCAUCUCUGACGCCAUCAAGAAGAUGAUGGGCUCCUUCAAAUACUACCCCAUCAACACCGACUUCAAGCCAGACUACGUCACCGCCUACAAGUGCGAGUGCCUGGCCCCAGACCCCAGUGAGUCCAGUUUUCUCUACACGUCACCUUUUUCUUCCACCUGUAAAACUGUGUCCCCCUUCCUGCCCCCCCUCCACCCCUCUCUCCCUCUCUCCUACCAGUUAAACAUCACAGGCCUGGACUGGAGCCAGCUCAGUAAGAAGGAGUGUGUGAAGUACGGAGGCUCUCUGGUGGGCAACACCUGCAAGUACGUCCCUGACCUGGCCCUCAUGUCCUUCAUCCUGUUCUUCGGGACCUACUCCAUGACCGUCUCCCUCAAGAAGUUCAAGUUCAGUCGCUACUUCCCCACCAAGCUGCGGAAGCUCAUCAGUGACUUCUCCAUCUUCAUGGCCAUUAUGACCUUUGUCGGUCUGGACAGGUUAAUUGGGCUCAAAACCCCCAAGCUCAUCGUUCCCACAGAAUUUAAGCCCACACGUCCCGACCGGGGUUGGAUUGUGCUGCCGUUUGGGAAGAACCCAUGGUGGGUGUAUUUGGCCAGCUUUGUCCCUGCUCUCCUGGUCACCAUCCUCAUCUUCAUGGACCAGCAGAUCAGUGCUGUCAUUGUCAACCGGAAGGAGAACAAACUGAGGAAAGGGUGUGGCUACCACCUGGACCUGUUCUGGGUGGGGGUGUUGAUGGCUGCCUGCUCCUUCUUGGGCCUUCCCUGGUACGUGGCCGCCACUGUCAUCUCCAUCGCCCACAUUGAUUCACUGAAGAUGGAGAGUGAGUCCAGUGCCCCUGGGGAGCAGCCUCAGUUCCUGGGUGUCAGGGAGCAGAGACUGACAGGGAUUCUGGUGUUUGUUCUCACUGGAGUCUCCAUCUUCUUGGCUCCCAUUCUACAGUUCAUACCCAUGCCAGUGCUCUAUGGUGUGUUUCUCUACAUGGGCGUGGCAUCUCUCAGUGGCAUUCAGUUCUGGGAGAGGAUCAAGUUGUACAUGAUGCCGUCCAAGUACCAGCCAGACUUCCCUUUCCUGCGUCACGUGCCUCUGAGGAGGGUCCACCUCUUCACCCUGGUCCAGAUCAUCUGUCUGGCUGUCCUUUGGGUGCUCAAGUCCACCGUCCUGGCCAUCCUCUUCCCUGUCAUGAUCCUGGGGUUGCUGGUGGUGCGUAAGAUGCUGGACAUGGUGUUCUCUCAACACGACCUCGCCUGGAUAGAUGAUAUCCUGCCUGGGAAAGACAAGAAAAAGGAGAAGAAGAAGGGUGAUAAAGAUGACACAAAGAAGAAAGACAAGAAGAAAGGGAGAUCAGACGACAGCGAAGACGAGGAGAAGUACCACGCGUACUCCAACUGCUCGCCCAGCUCUGAGUCUGACGUGGACCGCAGGUACUGUGUGCUCAAACUACACGUCCCCUACAGUGACCUCCUGCAGCCCGUUGACGCCCAGUCACAGUGGGCUGCUCACUGCCAGCCAGGCAAAUACUUCCCCUGAUUCAUAGAUUACAUAAACAUUAAACAUCAGCCUGGCAGAUAUAAGCAGAUAUAGAAACAUGCACUCACACUCACACACUCACACACACACACACACACACACACACACACACACACACACACACACACACACACACACACACACACAGCAUCCAUAAUUAUAAUUCCACACAUAAUUUCUCACAGACCCAGUAUUCCAUAGUGUUCUGCCAAGGCUGGGCUGAAGUAUAAGCUAUAUCUCAGAGAAUAUGCCUUCAUACCCUUCUCUUCAUGCACUUUAAUGCAAUGCAGAUGUUAUUUUGGGUUUUGCUAAGCAGCCCUUGCUGCUAUUUUCCCUGCACUCCUAUGCGUUAUGAAAACUAGUUGUGUAAUUUUGUGUCAAUGUGUCUCUAUGUGUAGACACAUCACAUGCAUGUGCAUAAUUCCAACACACUAGUCAUACACUAUCUCCUAUGUAUUCUUACUUCCUACUUUUAAGGCACCGGCUUGGUUUAUAUUCUGUAGAAAUGUGUGGCAUAUUUGAAUAGAUGAAUAAAAGUUUGACAUUCUAUCUGUAUGUAGCAGAUAGCAGUAUUUGAGAGUGAACAGUGUUUGGUGCACUGUGACCUCAUACCACAUGCAUCAGGCCUUUCUCAGAGUUUUGGUUGUUUCUUUUUCCUCCAUGUGUUGUUGUAUGUACCCAAUAGUCUUGUAGUCUAUCGAUGGGUCCCAUUCACGAACACUACUGUUUUGUUCUUAGUAGUGUCUUCAUUCCAUAUAGUUGAAUAUUCCUCUCCCCUCUAUCCUUUUAGUCAUGUUCUCUGCGUGUUGCCUUUGACUCCUUAUGUCAAAUAGAAACUAUGAUCAAAUUCAUGUCUGCAUUGCUUUUAAGGAAGCAUGGUUCAGCAGUAUACAUUAGGCCUACAUAUUUGCUAAAAAAAACAACUCCUGAAGACUGUGAAAUUAGGAGAGGAGAAACUGCAACAUAAGGAGAAACUUUGUUUCUUUUACUGUUAGUUUUGCAUCACAAACUGUGCAUUGCAUUCCUCCCCACAUCUCACAUUCCCCAUAGGCUGCGAACCAGGCUUGGAACACUACGGCAUAAAGAACAGACUUCAAUCACAGUUGACAGCUCGUCUAACUCUCUGUCAUGUUGUUUCACAUUAAUUUGCCCAACCUUCCUCUAGUCUAAUUCACUCUCUGGUACUCUCUGGCACCAGCUCCAGAUGACAUCUCACUACAGACCACCCCUGUCUAGCCCAAGGUUAUCUUCCCCCUCGCCUGUCUCCAGUCCCCCCUCC
Molecule: messenger RNA, 4407 nt
Organism: Oncorhynchus kisutch (coho salmon)
Lineage: Eukaryota; Metazoa; Chordata; Actinopteri; Salmoniformes; Salmonidae
Product: electrogenic sodium bicarbonate cotransporter 4-like
Exons: 22
Coding region: 51-3128 (1025 amino acids)
Biological process (GO): transmembrane transport; regulation of intracellular pH; monoatomic anion transport
Cellular component (GO): plasma membrane
Molecular function (GO): sodium:bicarbonate symporter activity; solute:inorganic anion antiporter activity; monoatomic anion transmembrane transporter activity
Source: RefSeq, a predicted model, not a curated record